AUGCCUGGCGAAGUUAUAAGCGAGCCGAAUCCGCAACCACUGCCAUCCCAUCUACCAGACUACCUUGAGAACUUAUGCGUGGAAGUGCCUCCUGGGCACCUAGACCAGAAGGCCUGCGAUGCCUUGUUUAAGUUUCGUCAAGCGGCUUGCUACAUUGCUGCAGCAAUGAUAUUCCUGCAAGAGAACACUCUUCUGAAGUCGGAACUCACAUUUGACCAUGUCAAGCCUCGAUUACUGGGUCACUGGGGAACAUGCCCGGGCUUAAUCCUGGUAUACUCUCACCUAAACUACUUGAUCCGGACUAUGGAUCUGGACAUGCUGUAUGUCGUCGGGCCAGGACAUGGCGCACCGGCAAUCCUAGCCGCACUCUGGCUAGAAGGCUCGCUGGAGAAAUUCUACCCCGAGUAUUCGCGAGACGGCAAAGGCCUGCACAAUCUGAUCUCGAACUUUAGCACAACCUCCGGCUUCCCCAGUCACAUCAACGCCGAAACUCCCGGCGCCAUCCACGAAGGUGGAGAGCUGGGCUACGCUCUGGCAGUCUCUUUUGGCGCUGUCAUGGAUAGGCCUGACCUGAUUGUCCCUUGUGUCGUGGGUGAUGGAGAAGCUGAAUCAGGUCCCACCGCUGCGUCCUGGCAUGCAAUCAAAUACAUUGACCCCAAGGAGUCAGGUGCAGUGUUGCCCAUCUUGCAUGUAAAUGGGUUCAAAAUCAGUGAGCGGACCAUCUUCGGAUGCAUGGACCACAAGGAGCUUGUGUCUCUCUUCAGUGGAUAUGGAUAUCAAGUCCGCUUUGUGGAGGACAUCAACGACAUUGAUACGGAUUUGCACUUCUCCAUGGUGUGGGCCGUGAAGGAGAUCCACAAGAUCCAAAAGGCUGCCCGUUCUGGGAACCCUAUCCUCAAACCAAGAUGGCCGAUGCUGAUUCUGCGGACUCCAAAGGGCUGGUCUGGGCCGAAGCAGCUGCAUGGCAAGUUCAUCGAAGGCUCGUUCCACUCACACCAGGUUCCUUUGCCGAAAGCAAAGAAAGACAAGGAAGAGCUGGAUUUGCUGCAGAAGUGGCUUUCUGGCUACAAGCCCAACGAGCUGUUCACUUCGAACGGCGACAUCAUUGACGAGAUCAAAUCUGUGAUUCCCACCAACGACAAAAAGAAGCUUGGCCAGCGGGUCGAAGUCUACAAUGGCUAUACACCACCAAAGAUGCCGGAAUGGAAAGCUUUCUGCGCGGAAAAAGGCUCCGAGGAGAGCGCGAUGAAAGUGGUUGGCAAAUUCAUCAACCAGACAUUCAAGGACAACCCGACUUCAGUGCGGCUGUUCUCGCCUGACGAGCUAGAAAGCAACAAGCUCGAUGCCGUGUUUGAGGACACGAACCGCAAUUUCCAAUGGGACGAAUUCGCCAACGCUCGCGGCGGCCGUGUCAUCGAAGUCCUUAGCGAACACAUGUGUCAGGGAUUCAUGCAAGGCUAUACCCUGACCGGCCGCACUGGAAUUUUCCCUUCCUAUGAGAGCUUCCUUGGUAUCAUUCACACUAUGAUGGUGCAAUACUCCAAGUUUAUGAAGAUGGCACUAGAAACAACCUGGCACUCCGGAGUCAGCAGCAUGAACUACAUCGAGUCAAGCACCUGGACCCGCCAGGAACACAAUGGCUUCUCCCACCAGAACCCAUCCUUCAUCGGCUCCGUCCUCAAACUGAAGCCCACCGCAGCCCGCGUGUACCUACCACCCGACGCGAACACCUUCCUGACGACUGUCCAUCACUGUCUGAAAUCCAAGAACUACAUUAACCUGAUGGUUGGCUCGAAACAACCAACGCCAGUAUACCUAAGCCCCGAAGAAGCCGAGGCCCACUGCCGCGCCGGCGCAUCGAUCUGGAAGUUCUGCAGCACAGAUGACGGAGCAAACCCAGACGUCGUGCUCGCCGGCAUUGGCGUCGAGGUGAUGUUCGAAGUGAUUGCGGCAGCCAAGCUGCUGAACGAACUCAUCCCGGAGCUGCGUGUCUGUGUCGUUAACGUGACCGACCUGAUGAUUCUCGAGAACGAGGGUCUACAUCCGCAUGCCCUGUCCGAUGAGGCCUUCAACAACAUUUUCACCGCCGACAAGCCUGUUCACUUCAAUUACCACGGCUACCCGACCGAGCUGCAGGGCUUACUGUUUGGACGUCCAAAUAUGGAUCGUGUCACCGUUGCGGGGUACAUUGAGGAGGGGAGCACUACCACGCCUUUCGACAUGAUGCUUGUCAACCAUGUCUCGCGUUACCACGUUGCGCAGCAAGCUCUUCGUGGUGCCGCAACGAGGAAUGAGAAGGUGCGGGUUCGUCAGCAGGAGCUCAAUGCUCAGCUUGAGCAGCGGAUCGUGGAUACGAGGAAGUAUAUCAAGCAGAAUCAUAAUGAUCCCGAGGGCGUCUAUGAUAUGCCCAAGUUUGGUUAG
Messenger RNA from Penicillium bovifimosum, 2421 nucleotides. Its product is annotated as putative phosphoketolase. Lineage: Eukaryota; Fungi; Ascomycota; Eurotiomycetes; Eurotiales; Aspergillaceae. The coding region runs from base 1 to 2421 and encodes 806 amino acids. Gene Ontology annotation, biological process: carbohydrate metabolic process. Gene Ontology annotation, molecular function: aldehyde-lyase activity. The transcript has 7 exons. The record is from RefSeq and is a predicted model, not a curated record.